Boleophthalmus pectinirostris (great blue-spotted mudskipper) is the source of this 3518-nucleotide messenger RNA. Its product is annotated as activin receptor type-1B-like. The transcript is spliced from 8 exons. The record is from RefSeq and is a predicted model, not a curated record. NCBI's taxonomy places the organism in Eukaryota, Metazoa, Chordata, Actinopteri, Gobiiformes, Gobiidae. Gene Ontology annotation, cellular component: activin receptor complex; plasma membrane. Bases 108 to 1607 code for a protein of 499 amino acids. Gene Ontology annotation, biological process: activin receptor signaling pathway; nervous system development; cellular response to growth factor stimulus. Gene Ontology annotation, molecular function: activin receptor activity, type I; activin binding; ATP binding.
GUGGCGGUGCGCGGUGUGUGUGCGGUCGGACUGUGGUUGAGUAUCUGCUCGUUCUUGAUAACGACUCACUUCGCUUUUCAUUGUGGAGAGAUGGGAUUUCAGAAGAAAUGGCUUUGAGACACUCUGCUCUAGCACUGGUGGCCCUUCUCGGGUUGGUGGCUGUAGGUGAUGCCCUGCGAUGUAACUGCACAACCUGUGAGAAGACAGGGUAUGAGUGUGAGACAGAUGGCGCCUGCAUGGCCUCCACAUACUACAACCAGGGCAAAGAGCAGCACGUGCGCAUCUGCAUCAACCGGGACAACCUGGUGCCCCCAGGACAGCCCUUCUACUGCCUCAGUGCAGAGGGGCUACUCAAUACCCACUGCUGCUACAGCGACUACUGCAAUAGCAUCGAUCUCAAGGUCCCCGUUCCUACCAAGGCAGCCUGGUCGAGCAGUGGCAGCAGCUCGUGGGGUCCAGUGGAGCUGGUAGCAGUGAUCGCAGGGCCGGUGUUCCUGCUGAGUGUGCUGCUGAUGGUGGGCGUGUUUCUGUUCCAGUACCAGCAGAGGGCGUACAAUCACAGGCAGCGCCUGGAGCUGGAGGACCCCUCCUGUGAGCACCUGUACCUGGCCAAGGACAAGACCCUGCAAGACCUCAUCUACGACAUGUCCACCUCCGGCUCCGGCUCAGGCCUACCCCUGUUUGUGCAGCGCACAGUGGCCAGGACAAUCGUGCUUCAGGAGAUUAUCGGGAAGGGGAGGUUUGGAGAGGUGUGGAGGGGGAAGUGGAGAGGAGGAGAUGUAGCUGUGAAAAUCUUCUCAUCCAGAGAGGAGCGCUCCUGGUUCAGAGAAGCAGAAAUCUACCAGACAAUCAUGCUGCGACACGAGAACAUCUUGGGCUUUAUUGCAGCAGAUAAUAAAGACAAUGGCACAUGGACCCAGCUAUGGCUGGUAUCAGACUAUCAUGAGCAUGGCUCUCUCUUCGAUUAUCUGAAUCGUUACUCCGUCACGAUAGAGGGCAUGAUUAAGCUGGCUCUGUCUGCUGCCAGCGGCCUGGCACAUCUUCACAUGGAAAUCCUUGGCACUCAGGGUAAGCCCGGCAUCGCUCAUAGGGACCUCAAGUCUAAAAAUAUCCUGGUAAAGAAGAAUGGUAUGUGCGCCAUAGCUGACCUUGGUUUGGCAGUUCGUCACGAGUCCAUCACAGACACAAUCGAUAUAGCUCCAAACCAGCGUGUGGGGACGAAGAGGUAUAUGGCUCCAGAGGUUCUAGAUGAAACCAUAAACAUGAAACACUUUGAUUCUUUCAAAUGUGCGGACAUCUAUGCGCUGGGUUUGGUCUACUGGGAGAUUGCUCGGCGCUGCAAUGCUGGAGGUAUUCACGAAGAGUACCAGCUUCCAUACUACGACCUGGUGCCCUCAGACCCAUCCAUAGAGGAGAUGAGGAAAGUGGUGUGUGACCAGAAACUCCGGCCUAACGUGCCCAACUGGUGGCAGAGCUAUGAGUCACUUCGUGUUAUGGGCAAGAUCAUGAGGGAGUGCUGGUAUGCCAACGGAGCAGCACGUCUGACUGCUCUGCGCAUUAAGAAAACUCUGUCCCAGCUCAGCAUAGAGGAGGAUGUAAAGAUGUGAACUGUACAAAGAGCUCUAGAGACGCUCAACACUCUAUAUGAAAACAAUACACUACUAAAUACAGACUCUACAUGACAAAAACCUGCCAGUUUAACUACAGCCACACUCCGAGUUGUGACAAGGCCUACCUCACCUUUUUAGCCAAAACUACUGACCGUCAUCUCCUACUCGGGACGUCCUGUUUGUUUUCAUUGCCCCUUCUCCAUAGGCCACUACAGCAUUACUACUGUUUAAUAUUGUUUUUAAUUGCAUCAUGGCAGGAGUUUUAUUACUGUACAGUGAUUGAACGUUGUUGUUAUUUUUACCUCUCAGAAAGCAUCCCACAAUCUUUUUUUUUUUUUUCCCCAAGUUUAGUUUCAUUAUUGCAUUUUGUGGCUGUGAGUGUGCAGGUGGGAGGGGGGUUGGAUGAACUGUUAGCGUGUAGUUGUCUGUUUAAACGAUGUGGGGACUCCUAGCAUGUUUCCUGGAAUAGGCUGUAGUUCUAUAGACCGAUUUCUCUACUCUCUGUAACUUAAGCAUGAACCGCCCGAUUAUGCUUCUUUGAAAAAUCCUAUGAACGCUGAAUAGUUGCACUCUAUUGUAGCUUCCUUGUUGAUAUGUGAGAUUUCUUAUGUCAGGUAUUGCGACCAUGGAUGUGCUCCUGGUGUUUUUAGUCCAAAAUUUGGCAGGGAUUAUUACGGGAUUGUUGAGUUUUAUUUAUUUGUUGAUAUAUUUUUGAUUUUUGAUGAACACUGUGAGAGAAGAUGCCCAAGUUGUGAUAUAAAUUGUACUUUUGUAGUUUUCUCAUGCCUUCUGUUCUUUAGUAGUUUGUCAGAAGGUUUCGAAUGUGGAAAUUCUCCCAGUGGUUACAAAUUGUCAUGCACAAUGAAGAGGAGUAAAAAAAAAAAAAAAAAGCAACGAUAUGACCUUUUUUAAAAUGUUUAUUUUGUUAAAUACACUCUAAGAUUUUUUACAACUUCCACUUUCCAUUUUUGUGUCACAAGAUAAAGGGUUACACUUUAAUUAGCCUUAAUAAAGCAUUAACACUUAAGACUUCAUUCAUAAUUAAGAUUCAAAACUGUUCAUUAAGGGGUUAGGGUAGUAAGGUAGUUGCUAAGCCUAAAUUCAAUCUAUGUUCAUGCUUUAUUAAAUCUAUUUUUUUUUAAAGUCUAAACAUUAUAAGAGGUUCCCAGCUAAUGUGUGGAAAUCGAUGUUGCUCGAAUGGUACUCAGAAAUGAUUUUUAUCUGUGAAAAUCUGCUGGAUUAUUGUAACUCUAUUCAUUUGGAGAUACAGUGGUACUACUGACAUGCCCACAUAAAUGUCCAUGUUAUUUUGUGUAAUCUAUUUUGAGUCCUUUUUAUCAUCUGUAAAUGUCUUCUGUGUAAACAUCUCAUUGACACUGGAAUUUUUGGGAUGAAGUUGUGAAUCCUGACACUGCCCAUUGGUAUUUGACUAUAUUUAAUCAAGGCUACUGGAUAUUUGUAGUUUCAGAUACUGUACAAUCAAUCUGCAUGUUUUUAUUUUAUCAUAUUUGCAGAUGAGAUUACAAAAGACAAUAUUGGGCUAUGUACUGUUACGUCCAUAUAUAGAUCUUUAAAUUUUAUUUUAUUUUUCUGUUCACGCUGUGUAAAAAGUACCCAUUUAUUGUCUCAAAACACUGGCUCAUUGAACUCAUCAACUCCAUUAAUAAUUUUAUUUCUACCAUUGUUUUCAGUUGUUCACAAGGUAGCCCAGAGAUGAUGCUGCUGUAAUGAGGGCUUGCUGAAAAUAGUGGUGUAAAAUGGGAGACUGCAGAUAUGUAACCAAAAUCGUCAAACGCGCCAUCUCUGUAUUUACUUUGGCAUAAAACCAUCUUACAUCUAGUUUAUAGGUAAAGGUUUCAAAAUCACUGGUAGUUUGUACAUAGAUAUACAAUAAAUCAUUUUUCCUAA